UAUUUCUAAACCAUCGUAUGUAUGUGUAUAUAUAUAUAUAUAUAUAUAUAUAUAUAUAUGUUUUCGUAAGUAAGUUAUGAUUAAAGUUGUAAAUCUAUUUACUGUCGUAUUUUCUCAUUCAAGACUCAAGCUUUAGCAAUGGAGGCAGGUACUCUAACCCUUCAAAUCCCGUCUAUGGUUUCGCUUCCCUUCUAUGGAGGGAGGCCGUAUUCUAAAGAGAAUGAAUCGUCUUUAGUUGAUGGUAAUGGUAAUGUUGAUUCGAUUAAGAUACGAAAGAGGCCCACAAUGCUUGUGUUGCCUGAAUAUUGUCCUGAGAAAGAGUUUAUUUUAGAGAAAAGAAAGAUAGAAAAUGUUGAAGUUGAGAUUAAUGAUAGAGAUUAUGUUGUGUUGAGUAAAAAAGGAACAAGAGAGAACAUGGAAGAUCGUUUUAAGGUUAUUACUCAUGUUUUUGGUGAUCCUAAACAGGCGUUUUUCAGUGUAAUAGACGGACAUGGAGGCGUUGGUGCAGCAGAUUACGUGGCAGAUAAUUUAGGGAACAACAUUCUCAAUUCACUUCAAAACCAUGAUGGUCAAAGAGUAGAAGAAGCCAUACGAGAAGGAUAUCUAAACACUGAUAAAGAUUUCCUAACACAGGGUGUAAGCAGUGGAGCAUGUGCUGCGAGUGUAAUCAUUCGAGGUGGUGAAUUAUACAUUGCUAACGUAGGAGAUUGUAGAGUAGUUUUGAGUAAAAGAAGAAUUGCAACUACAUUGACUAAUGAUCACAAUCUAAGCAAUCAAUAUGAGCGAUCUCGUAUUCAAAGUUCUGGUGGAUUUGUACAUAGCUGCAAUGGAGUAUGGAGACUUCAAGGUACUCUUGCAGUGUCAAGAGCAAUUGGAGACUUGCAGUUUAAAGAUUGGAUUAUUUCUGAUCCUGAAAUUCAUAAAAUAUCCCUAACUUCAGAUUCUGAUUUCCUUAUAAUGGCUUCUGAUGGAUUAUGGGACAAGGUGAGUGAACAAGAAGCUGUUGAUAUUGUUUCAAUGGAGAAAGCUAAUAAUGCAAUGAAAUGCUGCAAAAAGCUGGUUGAUAUAUCAUUUAGCAGAGGCAACAAAGAUGACAUAACUGUCAUGAUAAUCUACCUUCAAAACUUUGUUGUAGCUUAACACCAAAUUAUUGUUUUCAUGUUCAAUUAACAUUAAUCAAUUGAUUACUGUAUAUAAACAAAUUUAGUGAAAAUAAAAAAAUAUAAUUAUUUAGAUAUUAUUCAUUUAUAAACCAUUUUUUUAAUGGUCUUUUUAUGUAGGAGAUAUUUAUUUCUUAAUUCUUUAGCAAAAUUCUUGUAUAAUGAGUAAAACAAAUUAAU
Molecule: messenger RNA, 1340 nt
Organism: Amaranthus tricolor (Joseph's coat)
Lineage: Eukaryota; Viridiplantae; Streptophyta; Magnoliopsida; Caryophyllales; Amaranthaceae
Product: probable protein phosphatase 2C 2
Exons: 5
Coding region: 139-1140 (333 amino acids)
Biological process (GO): protein dephosphorylation
Cellular component (GO): nucleus; cytosol
Molecular function (GO): protein serine/threonine phosphatase activity
Source: RefSeq, a predicted model, not a curated record